Motacilla alba alba is the source of this 830-nucleotide messenger RNA. Its product is annotated as histone H2A-IV. Bases 30 to 419 code for a protein of 129 amino acids. Gene Ontology annotation, cellular component: nucleosome. The transcript has a single exon. Lineage: Eukaryota; Metazoa; Chordata; Aves; Passeriformes; Motacillidae. Gene Ontology annotation, molecular function: structural constituent of chromatin; DNA binding; protein heterodimerization activity. The record is from RefSeq and is a predicted model, not a curated record.
UGCGGUCGCUGCUGCGGAGUCGCGGGAAGAUGUCCGGGCGCGGGAAGCAGGGCGGCAAGGCGCGCGCCAAGGCCAAGUCGCGCUCGUCGCGCGCCGGGCUGCAGUUCCCCGUGGGCCGCGUGCACCGGCUGCUGCGCAAGGGCAACUACGCGGAGCGCGUGGGCGCCGGCGCGCCGGUGUACCUGGCGGCCGUGCUGGAGUACCUGACGGCCGAGAUCCUGGAGCUGGCGGGCAACGCGGCCCGCGACAACAAGAAGACGCGCAUCAUCCCCCGCCACCUGCAGCUCGCCAUCCGCAACGACGAGGAGCUCAACAAGCUGCUGGGCAAGGUGACGAUCGCGCAGGGCGGCGUGCUGCCCAACAUCCAGGCCGUGCUGCUGCCCAAGAAGACCGACAGCCACAAGGCUAAAGCCAAGUAAAUGCCUUGUGCGGCUAAUCACAAAACAAAGGCUCUUUUCAGAGCCGCCUACUUUCUCAUAAAGGGCUGAUUCGCUGCAGUUUUUAUUAUCCAGCGAAACGAAGAUAAACGUGUAAGUUGUGUUUUCUUCAAGUUUUAAAUUAUGCGUUUCUUCGUUUCCUAUUUCCCUGUUCCUGUACGGAGGUUAUCUUAAAGAUUGUUUCUUUUUUCUAACGUUUUUCAUCACCGCGGCGAAUUUUCUUCGGUUUUCCUUUUUCUGUAUUUAUUAAUUGCUUAAUGCUUUGUUAUUUUCAAUGUGUUCACAGUGGGCAGUGGGAGUUUCAUAAUGCCGUAAAUAUCACGUGUCUUGGCCAGCCAGCUCCGCGUGUGCUCCUAAGUGCUCUGUUCGCUACGUCAACAAUAAAGUCUCAGC